Molecule: messenger RNA, 861 nt
Organism: Orbicella faveolata
Lineage: Eukaryota; Metazoa; Cnidaria; Anthozoa; Scleractinia; Merulinidae
Product: thioredoxin domain-containing protein 12-like
Cellular component (GO): endoplasmic reticulum
Source: RefSeq, a predicted model, not a curated record
CCCAUUAAAGAAGACAAAACCUUUUCUUGUAUUUGCAGCAUUGAAGCCUAAAUUUGCUGAAUCAAAGGAAAUAGAGGAAUUAAGCAAGAAGUUUGUGAUGAUCAAUGUUGAGGAUGACGAAGAACCACAAGAUACCAAAUUCCAGAUUGAUGGAGCAUACAUUCCCAGGAUUUUUAUGUUAGACUCAGCUGGUAGGGUACAAAAGGACAUCUACAACAAAAAGGGCAAUCCUUCAUAUAAAUACUAUUAUGGAAGCACACCAGGAAUUGUAGAUAGCAUGAAAGAAACCCUGGAGAAAAUGAUAGAUGGCGUUCGCAUUGGGGAUGAACUAUAACAUUCUAGAGCCUCCUGAUACGCAUUUUUAGUUUUCUGCUAGAGGACCAGUGUACCAGAUAACCCUCUCUCCUCAGACACUUCACGGUUUUUGCUUUUUGUGGGUCUUAACUUUUGCAUUCCAAAGUUGUAUUCGCGUUUUUGAAAUUAGCAAUAUUUAAACAAGCCAAGAAAUAACAUUUAAAUACAGAUUUUACUUUUUAACUUUAAUCUUGUUCUAAAAUUCAUUUUAACGGUAAUCGUGCGAUUACGUAUCAAAGAAACUUAUCAUUCGGUGUAUUUUUUCCUUUCUUCCCAUUGGCUGAGAACCCAACACGUGGCCUGUAAAUAACUGCCUACAAAUAAUGGUCUGCUCAUGCGUAACACCGUCUAAUUUAUGUGUUUUGCUGCAAAUAUUCUACUCAUGCGUACUACUGACCACGCUCUAGUGUGGAAAAUGGCACAUCGCUUCCCUAAGCUUUCAGAGACUGAUUUUAGCAUGGAAUAAACUUGAUGAUCGAAUAAUAAAGCAGUUAUUGAACUCUGUUA